AUGGCGCGGAUAGAGCUUUUCUGGAUUUUUCUGGAUGACUUCUACUCUGUGGAGGCUUUGAAGAAGUUGAACCUGGAAGGAUUUGAUUGGAGCUCCCGCCAUGCGGGGGGACAGACUAUAUUGGUCCGUCAUGUUCGCAACACACUCGGGCAACCUGCAGAGAAAUUUGUGGAUGGACUUGAAACUCUUGACUGGCUGAUCCGUUCUGGCGCGAGCAUUGAGCAAACAUGUACUCGCGGGGAAUUCUCCUUCGGAUGGACAGAUUUGCCGGACGUGCCACCUGUCAGUCUGCAGGUGGAAGGUCUCAAUGCCAUUUCAUUUGCCCGGGCAUUGCAGAAGAAGAUGCGGGAAACGCUCGAACACUGGAAAGAUGAAGAAGCCUUCUUGGCCAAGGUUCUGGAGUCUCUUGCGGAAGCUUUCACCCAGUCCGGCCCAAAUGCUGCUGGACCAAGAGUGUCAAUCCACGAGGGCAUUGCAGAGUUGUGGGAAAAGUCUCUGGCAGCAAAGGAUUCCCAUGACUUGACCAUAGAAACUGCUGAUGGCGUGGUGACUGCACACGCUCACAUGCUGAAAGCAGCAUCCUUAGUGGUCAGAGCGAUGUUGGAAUCGCCCAUGAAGGAAGGGAAAACCCAACGCAUUGAGAUCAAGGACAUGUCCAGCAAGGCUGUGUCACUCUUCUUGGAGAUACUCGACGAGCCAGACUGCGAGACUGCGCUGCAUGCUCUGGAUUUGGCGCAUCGCUGGCAAGUGGAAGUGGUGGUCGCGAUCUUGACCGAUUUGCUGACAGGUAUGAUCACGGAUGCUAGCUUUGAAACCAUCGCGGAACAUGCCCCUCUCAAGGCGAAUAUCGCGAAGCAUACGGGCCGAUCUCAGAGCCGGCCGCCUCCCUGCCGUGGCACAGCUCUUCCACGGUGGAUCGCCAUCGAAGCCGAACGAGCCGAAAUCCAAGCGCCGUCGCAUGUGAGCGACGCUGCGGUGGUGAUGAAGGAUGCUGAAGGUUGCUCAAAACAAGCUGUCGAGACUGCAAGUUUGGUCUUGGCCUUGAUCACAGGCUUUCUGCAGAUGGCGCAGAUGGCGCAGACGGCGCAGGCAGAACUGUUUUGGAUCUUUCUGGACGAUUUCUAUCCUCUGGAGGCUUUAAAAGAGUUGAAUUUGACCGGAUUCGACUGGAGCUCCCGCCAUGAGAAUGGACAGACAGUAUUGGCCCGUCAUAUUUGCAACACACUGAUGCAGCACCCAAGCAAAUAUGAAGAUAUUGAAAAUUGUCUUAAAACCAUGGAAUGGCUGAUCCAUUCUGGAGCGAAUAUCGAGCAGAAAUGCUUUGGUGCGGAAUCACGCUUUAGCUGGCUUUGGUGGAAACCGCCUCCUUUUUGCGUGCAGUACGGAGGUCUCAGUGCAAUUUCAUAUGCACGAGCAUUGCAGAAGAAGAUGCGCAAGAAACUGUGGGUAGACGAAGUUGAAGAAAAUAUGUCCGAUGAAGAGUUCUUUUUAACCAGGGUUCUGGAGCUCUUUGCUGCAGUUUCUGCAGAUUCCAGCCCAAGCGUCGCUGGACCAAGAGUGUCAAUCCACGAGGGCAUUGCAGAGUUGUGGGAAACGUCUCUGGCAGCAAAGGAUUCCCAUGACUUGACCAUAGAAACCGGUGAUGGCGUGGUGACUGCACAUGUUCAUAUGCUAAAAGCAUCGUCAUCCGUGGUCACAGCGAUGCUGGAAUCGCCCAUGAAGGAAGGGAAAACUGCACGCAUUGAGAUCCAGGACACGUCUGGGAAAGCUGUGUCACUCUUCUUGGAGAUCUUGUACACUUGCUCAGCGCAAGACGAGCCAGACUACGAAACUGCCUUGGGUGCUUUGGAUUUGGCCCAUCGCUGGCAAGUGGAGGCAGUUGUAGCGAUCUUGACCGACUUGCUGGCAGGCAUGAUUACGGAUGCGAGCUUUGCAGCCAUCGCGGAACAUGCCCUUCUCAAGGGCCUUGAAAGAUUGAAGACUGCUGCCCAACGCUUUGAGGCCGAAUCGACGAGGGUGCAGGCCGAUCUCAGAGCCGGCCGCCUCCUUGCCGUGGCGCAGCUCUUCCACGGCAGAUCAAAUCCAUCGAAGCCCAACAAGCCGAAGCCCAAGCGCCACUGGAUGUGAGUUUGUUGUGUUAACGAGUGCCCGGCCAAACCUGGACAUUGUUCCUUCACCCUGAAAGCCCCUUCAAGAAACACAAUGGCAGGCGCUUACUUGGAGAGUAGUAGGUGCCUAUUUGAUGUGGGUAUGGCGGAGCAAUGUGUCUUGAUAUAUCUCUUCUGUGUGACAUUCGAAGCGCCUCUUCUU
This is a messenger RNA of Cladocopium goreaui, 2310 nucleotides long. NCBI's taxonomy places the organism in Eukaryota, Dinophyceae, Suessiales, Symbiodiniaceae. The record is from the annotation of a GenBank genome assembly.